AUGUCAACUACCGAGACUCGACCAUCCUCUUCUCGGGUAUCUCUCGAUAGUCUCAUCAUCGACGACGAAGGAGUUGCCACAGAAUCAGGUCUUACUCCGAACACUGGCCGGCCCGCCUUGAACCAUUGGUUCUCGCCGUUUGCUCAAGCCUGGUCUGAUCUUCGAAGUAGCAACAUCAAUUGGAAACUUUGCAUCAUUAUAAUUUUGCUUGCUGUAGGCUUCAAGCUGACCCUCAGCUUGCUACUCUUCGAUAAUGAUUUUUUCUAUGGCGUCUGCACUAGCAGUGGAUCAUUCGACCCUCUCAACACCCAACCAAAUCUAUAUGCGAUUUCCCAGUUCUUUCAGGUCAACCAUGGAUUAGGACAUUUGACUUUUACGCAAGCCAAAGUGAUUGAUACAUCGUGGGACUUGGUUAGAACCCCCGUCUUCUUUCUUGUGAGAGCAAAUGUGUCGCUAAUAUAUGCAUCCACGAGUCAGGUUGUCGGCCGCGGAGGACAAAUGGUUUUGGCCCUCGUGUCCUGGAGAUUAUUUGCAGACUGCGCUGCCGUCUCUUUGACAAAGCAACCUCUCUCGUUUGCCGUCUUUCAUGCCAUCUUCUCAGAUAACGAGCCUUCAAUUGUAUCAGCUUGGCGUGUUACAAAGAGUCUUAUCUUCCAGAAACGUCUUGCCUCUAAAUUGAGUAGCGCUUACAUCAUUUUCAGUAUGCUUUUCAUUCUAGCUUGGCCAACGUUCGUCAGCUCGUCAACGGGUUACGUUCCGAUCACACAGCUCGUGAUCUCUGAAAAGGGCAAUGAUGCGAGCCCUAAUCUAAUUCCUUUCUCCCAUUUCCGACCCGUUGCAUAUACGAUUCAGGAUUUUUGGCGUGUCGACACUUUGAAUACUAGUCUUGUAGUUGUGGACGAUUCCGAAGAGUGCAUAUACGAUCCCGAGGAGAUUGAAUGCUAUUUACCUUGGAGUAUAUCCAACUACACAUCAGAGUAUGGAUUCUAUGGUCUAUCAAACAAGCCAUCCUCUUUCAUGGGUGUGGACCUCGAUCCACCAUCUUUGAACAUAGAAGCCUGGUAUAUCUCUUCACCAUACAACAACCAGGUUUCCGAGUUGUACGGUUGGGAUUGGAAUGACCCAAGAAGCCCGAAUGGGAGUGUCUAUCCUUUCCGCGAUACUUCAAGAUUAGCUUGGGAGUACUCAAAUAAGAUAUACUGGCUCAAAGACAUAAAUAAGAGGGGAUCCUGUACGCCCGAAACUGAUAGGUACCAAUGGGGCGUUUCCUUUCUCCAGAUUUUCAUUAUUUCCAUUUUGCUGAGCCUUUGGGCCCUUGGAGCCUUUCUGAUGUGGCUCUUCUAUCAUUCGAGGUUGCAAGCUACUGCGAAGCCCGAGGUCCCCAGAGGCUAUCGAGCUCUGGAAAUGCUGACGAGAAAUAUCAAUGAGCAGCUACAGUGUCGAGGCUUUGAGCUUGCUGAAUUGACCGACCAUGAUGCCAAGCGUUUGAUAGAAAAACAUCUAGAAGGGGGCAGGAUCUCAUUGAAGGGAUCAAUCAAGGUCCCAUCAUACCAAAGCUGGUUCUGGAAAGAAUGGCCUUACGCCAUUCUCUCGACAAGUCUUUUCCUGUCUUCACUCGCCUUGUAUCUGUCAACAUAUGAUGGGACGUCACCAUUUGUAGCUUUCAACUUUACUUUCUCUGCCUUUUUGGGCACUUGUUUUGCUAUGGAUGUGGGUAAAACAUGGGGAAGCAGGUUAGUUGUGUUUUUUCUCUGGGCGGUAUUUGGGACUUUCCUAGCGGUUGGAUUUUUGUAUGGCUUUGAUUGGAUAUUCAUCAGCAGUUUCUAG
Xylaria bambusicola is the source of this 1827-nucleotide messenger RNA. RefSeq lists its product as uncharacterized. The transcript has 4 exons. The record is from RefSeq and is a predicted model, not a curated record. Lineage: Eukaryota; Fungi; Ascomycota; Sordariomycetes; Xylariales; Xylariaceae. The coding region runs from base 1 to 1827 and encodes 608 amino acids.